CAUCCCAGGCGCCAAGCAUUCUGCCAUCCGCACGUACGAUUUUUACAGUAGAGGAUUUCUGCAAUUUAAUAGUUAUACUCGUUGUUUCCUGUCAGUCUCUUUAAACUUUACGGUGUUUGGUUUCAUUUCCAUUCUUUUGCAUUUCGUCUUUUUGUGUUUCGUUGUUGGUUAAAAUUUUUAUAUUGGAUCUGAUACUCAAACAUCCUUUUUCAUUCUAUCUAAACAAACUUUACGAGACCUAAUCUGACAUUGUAAGGUUAUUGUGUUUGUUCGAAUCCGCUAUGAGCAAGAAAACUUCCAAAGGAAAACAUCAUAAGGCUACUCGUACCAAGACCGUUGGCCAGAGCCCUAUAAAAGAUGUUCUUCAUGUAGGAAAUGAUGAUGGUGUUUUUAAGUGCUCUCUUGAAGAUCGGAGAAAUUUCGUGACGAAGGAUGGCAAAAAAUUAGUACAAGCUCCUUUAUUUCUUGUUCUAUGGCAAAAAGAGAUCACCGUAGCUCUUAUUUCAUUAUGCAUCUUUUUGUAUUAUUUACCGUCAACUAGGUCCUACGUUGAACCCUUCAUGGUUUUGUCCUACAAAAAAGCAGACGGUGUUUACGGAAAAGGCCCCAAAGACCUUCUUUUUUCUUUAUUUUGGGUAAUUAAUUUUACUGCUAUCAGAAGCAUCGUUAUGGACUAUUGUUUUUGUCCUUUUAUUUUAUCUUGGGGGAUCAGAAAACGAAAAGUCGUUAUUCGAUUUUGUGAACAAGGAUAUUGCUUUUUGUAUUACCUCACAUUUUGGAUACUUGGCUUCUACAUUUAUCGUACCAGCGGAUAUUGGGAUCAUGAAGAACAACUUUUUGAACAAUAUCCUCAGUAUUACAUGACUAAACUUUUUAAAUUUUAUUACCUUGUUCAGUUCGGGUUUUGGUUACAACAAAUUUAUGUUCUUCAUGUGGAACAACGUCGCGCGGAUCAUUGGCAAAUGUUUGCUCAUCACAUUGUCACAUGUUCUUUAAUUAUUUUGAGCUAUUGCUUUAAUUUUCUUCGAGUUGGUAAUGCCAUUUUAUACAUUUUUGAUUUAUCAGACUACAUCUUUUCGGGCUCCAAAAUGAUCAAAUACCUCGGCUUUGGUAAAAUCUGUGAUUAUUUAUUCGGUCUAUUCAUGAUGAGUUGGAUAUAUUCGAGGCAUUACCUUUUUUACAGAAUCCUUAAAGUUGUGGUAACAUCUGCUCCUAGGAUUAUAGGUGGAUUUCAUAUGGACCUUUCAAGAGGUUAUAUAUUUAAUGAGCGAAUUUACUAUGCUUUUAUAUUUCUUCUUUUUUCUUUGCAAAUUUUAAUUUACAUUUGGUUUGGAAUGAUUGUCAAAGUCGCAUAUCGUGUUUUCUCCGGUGCUGGAGCUGUCGAUAGUCGGUCUGACGAUGAGGAAGAGACAGAGGAAGAUCCUAAAAAGAAAUAAAUAGCAAGAAUUAAUUUUUGUUUUAUUAGAAAAUAUGAAGUCUCCAAAAUGCAUUCAAAAAAAGUGAUUGACGGAAUCUCAAGAGUAAGUUUGAAUAUCCAUGAAUGCUGAGUGUUAUGAACUCAUUGGGUGAUCAAUUGAUGAUUUCUCCAUAUACAGUACUUUGUUGUCAAUAAAGAAAAGUUAUGGAGUGCUACUUGUUUGAUUCAAAAAAUUUUAUUAAAUAAUUUAGUUUUUUUCCCUUCAUUCUUAAGAAAUCGUUAGCUUAAAUGUUAGAAAUUUCAAUGUUAUGUUAGUUAUUCUAAAAAAUCUACCUAUUUUGUUUUGAG
Schizosaccharomyces octosporus yFS286 is the source of this 1765-nucleotide messenger RNA. Its product is annotated as sphingosine N-acyltransferase Lag1. Gene Ontology annotation, molecular function: sphingosine N-acyltransferase activity. Gene Ontology annotation, biological process: ceramide biosynthetic process. NCBI's taxonomy places the organism in Eukaryota, Fungi, Ascomycota, Schizosaccharomycetes, Schizosaccharomycetales, Schizosaccharomycetaceae. Gene Ontology annotation, cellular component: membrane. Bases 282 to 1436 code for a protein of 384 amino acids. The transcript is spliced from 2 exons. The record is from RefSeq and is a predicted model, not a curated record.